AUGUCUGAACAAAUGGAGAAGGUGUCUACCAAGACGGGACCACCGCCAGCAGCGCCUUACUCCCAAGCCAUCAAAGCCGCCGGUCAAAUCUGGGUUUCCGGUCAACUGCCCGCCGACAGCACCGGCAAGCUCAUUGAAGGUAGCAUAACAGAAAAGACACGUGCAUGCUGUCAAAACGUAAAAGCCAUCCUCGAAGCUGGUGGCUCGUCGAUAGACAAAGUGGUUAGAGCUGGCAUAUUUUUGACAGAUAUGAAUGAUUUCAAAGAGAUGAACGAGGAAUAUGCAAAGUGGUUUGCGCAUAAGCCAGCUCGGACGUGUGUAGCUGUGCAUCAAUUGCCUUUUGGUGUGCCGAUUGAAAUUGAGGCUAUUGCACUGCAGUAA
This is a messenger RNA of Lithohypha guttulata, 381 nucleotides long. RefSeq lists its product as uncharacterized. The transcript has 4 exons. Gene Ontology annotation, molecular function: deaminase activity. The record is from RefSeq and is a predicted model, not a curated record. Bases 1 to 381 code for a protein of 126 amino acids. NCBI's taxonomy places the organism in Eukaryota, Fungi, Ascomycota, Eurotiomycetes, Chaetothyriales, Trichomeriaceae. Gene Ontology annotation, cellular component: mitochondrion; cytosol.